Rotaria sp. Silwood2 is the source of this 378-nucleotide messenger RNA. The record is from the annotation of a GenBank genome assembly. NCBI's taxonomy places the organism in Eukaryota, Metazoa, Rotifera, Eurotatoria, Philodinida, Philodinidae.
AUGUUUUCAUUUGUACAUCGACCCCGUUUCAAUAAUGUGAUACGACUUUCAUUGAAUGGAUACUUAACAACAGAUGUUUGUGAUGCAAUUCGAAAUAAUGUUGAUCUGAAUAUGAUUCAAUAUUUUCAUUUUUCAUCAACUGUCGGUACCACUGAAUCCUUUAUUGAAUUGAUUGAAAAUAUGAUUAAUCUUUCUUCUAUUCAUAUUCAGUACUUCCAUAGUCUUGAUCUAUUUAAUCUAGUUUCAUCACCAAAUUUUUCUAUUCGACAUCUUGUUUCAUUCGAUUAUGAACCAACAAUAAGAAAACAAAUUUUCUCUCAUAUAUGUCGAAUCUUUCCACAAUUAACCUAUUUGACAACAGACUAUCAUUCACGAUGA